Messenger RNA from Ylistrum balloti, 5575 nucleotides. RefSeq names its product HHIP-like protein 1. Lineage: Eukaryota; Metazoa; Mollusca; Bivalvia; Pectinida; Pectinidae. The record is from RefSeq and is a predicted model, not a curated record. The transcript is spliced from 8 exons. Bases 76 to 2067 code for a protein of 663 amino acids.
CCGCUGUAAGCAGACGUGUUUGUUGUGAUCUCUACGAGUGUCCGGUCAAUAUGACUUGGUUUGGAAGUUUUAUAGAUGGUGUUAUGUAAUAAGGGUUUAAAAAUCGUACUUCAGUUUCCAAUGAAGAUGAGGAAUACACUUGAUAUGACAGCUUGGCAUGUCCGUUUAGUGUUGCACCUGUUCAUUGUGCACAUGUGUGUUCUUAGGUUUUGUGCCGGCCAUCCUCAGUGUUUGGACUUCCGGCCUCCGUUCCAGGCCGGUUCUGCCCUAACUUUCUGUCCACAGUACUCCGUUUUCGGAUGUUGUACGGUGGACGAUGAUCGUCAGCUGAGGACAGACUACGGUGGCAUUCGGAACAACGUGCCGUCUGCUUUGUGGCGGGAAUGUGGUGGCUACCUCAGGGAGUUCAUGUGUCUCAAAUGUUCGCCUUAUGCCGCUCAUAUUUUUGAUGCCGAGGAAUCAUUGAUCCCAAGAUCAUUUCCUGGUCUAUGUCGUGGCUACUGUAAAUCAUUUCAUAACAAAUGUGCAGGCAUUGUUAAAUAUAUGACUAGUGAUCCCGUGUUGCGUCGCCUAGUCUCGGAUGGAGCAGACGCUUUUUGUGAACAAGUAGGCCUCGCGGACAACAGUUACUGCUUUCCAGAUUUGGAAACUAAUGACAUUCUCAACAAGAAAAUAUCCAUUGUUCAAGUUACCUCCAAGGGUUGUAUAUGUAUGGAGGAGAUUGCCUCGGGACUCCGAAAUCCCGUGUUCGCGCGACAUGCGGGCGAUGGUACCAAUCGUUUGUUUGUUGGCGAAGUCACAGGACAGGUUCAGAUAUAUUUUCCAAACGGAUCGAAAAUUCAGGAACCUUUCCUCGAUAUUCAAGAAAACGUUAUGAAUACGAAGAGCGAAGGUGAUGAACGGGGAUUCUUGGGUAUGGCCUUCCACCCUCGGUUCAAAGAGAACAACAAAUUUUAUAUCUACUACUCUACGUGGGGAGAGUUUGGAAGUGGUAACCAUGUUACAAAAAUAAGUGAAAUGAUGGUUUCAGAAGAUAAUCCCAAUAAGGCUGACCGGAUGUCCGAGAGAGUUUUACUGACGAUAAACCAGCCCUACUGGAACCACAACGGAGGGGAGAUUCUGUUUGGUGACGAUAACUACCUUUACUUGUUUGUGGGUGAUGGAGGUGCAGCAGGGGAUCCAGAAAAUCGGUCCCAGAACAGAUCCCUACUUCUGGGCAAGGUGCUGAGGAUAGAUAUAGACAGACAACCUCGAUGGAGACCUUAUGGGAUCCCACCAGAUAACCCCUUUGUGGAUGAGGAUGGAGUCCGUCCAGAAAUCUACGCCUAUGGCGUCAGAAAUAUGUGGAGGUGUGGGAAAGAUCGGGGUGACCCAGUCACUGGUGAAGGCAAGGGACGAAUUGUUUGUGGAGAUGUAGGACAGUCCUCAUAUGAAGAGCUGGAUGUAUUAAAGAAAGGAGCCAACUACGGGUGGAAUGCAUUGGAAGGAAUGUCAUGCUUCAGACCUGAUAUUUGUGAUACGAUAAGGGGAGUGGAGGAUCCCAUCCAUACUUAUCCUCAUAGCAUCGGCAUGUCUGUGACUGGUGGACACUUCUACCGUGGCUGUAACAGUCCAAAUCUCAAUGGCUUCUACAUUUACGGGGAUUUUAUGUCAGGGAAACUCUGGAGACUGAUUCAUGAUCCGGUAACAAGGGAAUGGGAGAAUGAGGAACUUCAAAUGUGUACCACGAAGAUGUGUCGUCCCCCACUACAGUCCACGUACGUGACUAGCAUCAUAUCAUUCGGCGAGGAUGAAGAUGGUGAAGUAUAUAUGGUGGCCACAUCCCAAGCCAGUUCUGGUUUACCGUAUGGUAAAGUUUAUCGUAUAGUGGAUCCUGCAAGGAGAGGUAACCCAGACGAUUGUAGAUCUGCUCGCCAUGAGGAGUAUGACACUCGUCGCGUGAACACGACCUUGUACAGACAUGGUACGUCAGGCGGACAACACUGUGGCAUGUUUGCUGCCCUACCCUUGCAUGUUCAUUCAUCCAUAGUCGCCAUUGGAACAUUUCUACUGUUUGCCUUGUUCUAGAGAAAAAUUGCAUCAUGUUCAACAUGAAUGUUAGAAUCAGUUUAAAACUGAUAUCCUGAGGACUCUAACCUUCUCACAGGACAGUAUUGUCUGUAUUUAACAGAGAUCAGUAUUUCUUUCGCUGGGAAUUAAACCUAAAACCUCAGCCUUAUUAGACAAACACUCCAAACUCAAUGGGUAGGAACCCACUAACAUUUCACUAAGGACAUAUUUAUAGUGAGGAGUGAAGUCAGUUCUUUGACGGUCAAAGAAGUGGAUUUCCAAUUCUUCAAAUUACCUGAAUAUAUGUAUACUUUGUCAAUAUAAAAAAUGUUGACGUAUCAGGCUGUAUGUCUAAAGCCUACAACAGUUUUGAGCAUGUGCUUGUCACAUCUGUCUCUUGCAAGUUAAACCACUGCUGCUCCAGCCAGACAUACCUUAUUCUGUUGGGGUAUCUUCGGGAGAUACAGCUUCUUACUAACCCUGCUCAUUACUGCCAACAAAUUGGUAUGCAAAUUAAUUACGUACGUUUUAGGUUAAUAACAGAUGUGCGCAGUCACACAUUUUUAUCUUGAUAUGUUAAUGGUAUUAUUAUGAUUUUGAUGUUUUUGUGAGUGAUAUAGCCUUGGUGUGAUACCAGACAAAACUGAGAUUAUCAAACUUCUUAUUUAACAGACAUUGUCGUCGAAAAAUUUAGAAAAUCAUCUUUUUAUAGGUAAGCAAUGAAAUAUUUAUCAAAACAUGAUUUCAUCAGGUCAGUGACAUGGAUUAUUAAAUCAGCCAUAAGGAGGCUCCAUUUCUUAAAUUUGUUUUUCUGCAAGGACUUCAUUUUUUCAUUGAAGUGGUCAGAAUUUUAGUUUUUUAACAAGUUUUUUAAGUAAUGCUUUGGCUUUUUAAUGUGAAUUGAUCUGGUUAGGACAAAUACACUUGUUAGUGUUUGGCAGUGUUUGCUUUCACCAUCGUUAUCCCCUUGUAAUGAGUUGCAGAGGAACUUUAGCAUCAUACCUCACAUUCUACGUCAUCUGUUUCUGUCUGUCCAUGUAGAACAUACCAGUUUAGAGAAAAUCUUUUAUUCAAACCCAAUUGACUUUCAAAGUUAGUGGUCAGAGGUCAAGGUCACAUAGGUCAUAUAAGAAGAUAUCUAUAAAUCUAAUGAGUUCAUGUUGUAGUCUUCUCAUCUCUACUUAAGUGAUUCACAUAAUAUACCUCUAAUAGUUCAGUCAUGUAUCAGCGCUUGUAAAUUCUACAUUGAAUGAGGCAGGAGAUAGCUGUACUUUGAAUGUAAUGUAGUUUAUGUCUGUUCCAAUGUAUAGUAAUACAUAGCAGUUAUAUGAACUAUCACAAUGUUUAUGUGUAGUGUACAUAGUGAUACAAUAUAUCAUUGUCUACCAUACCACUCAUAGUUAAAUGUAUUAGUAUGUAGUGGUACAACAUAGAGUAUGUAGUGGUAACAUAGUGGUACAAUGUAUUAGUAUGUGGUGGUAACAUAGUGAUACAAUGUACUAGUAUGUAGUGGAAACAUAAUAAUACAAUGUAUUAGUAUGUAGUGGUAUAAUGUAUUGGUAUGUAGUGGUAACAUAGUAAUACAAUGUAUUGGUAUGUAGUGGUAACAUAGUGAUACAAUGUAUUGGUAUGUAGUGGUAUAAUGUAUUGGUAUGUAGUGGUAACAUAGUAAUACAAUGUAUUUGUAUGUAGUGGUAACAUAGUGAUACAAUGUAUUUGUAUGUUGUGGUAACAGUAAUACAUUGUAUUAGUAUGUAGUGGUAUAAUGUAUUGGUAUGUAGUGGUAACAGUGAUACAAUGUAUUAGUAUGUAGUGGUACAGUGUAGUGGUAUAAUGUAUUGGUAUGUAGUGGUAACAUAGUGAUACAAUGUAUUAGUAUGUAGUGAUACAAUAUAUUAUUAUGUAGUGGUAUAAUGUAUUGGUAUGUAGUGGUAACAUAUUAAUACAAUGUAUUAGUAUGUAGUGGUAACAUAAUGAUACAAUGUAUUAAUAUGUAGUGGUAUAAUGUAUUGGUAUGUAGUGGUAACAUAGUGAUAUCAUGUAUUAGUAUGUAGUGGUAACAUAGUGAUACAAUAUAUCAGUAUUUAGUGGUAUAAUGUAUUGGUAUGUAGUGGUAACAUAGUAAUACAAUGUAUUGGUAUGUAGUGGUAACAUAGUGAUACAAUGUAUUUGUAUGUAGUAUUACAAUGUAUUUGUAUGUAGUUUUAUUAUGUUUUAAUAUUGUAUAUAGUGGUACAUUGUACAUGUAUAGUGUAUAUAGUAAUACAAUAUACCAAUAUGUAGCAUACACUGUGUAACUGAAAUAUGUUAUUACAAAGUGACACAAUGUUCUCGUAUGUAGUACAAUGUUCUAGCAUUUGCACAUUACAGACCAUACAAUUUACCACUAUGUGAUACAAUGUUAUAAUUUGCUUCUAUGAAGUGAUACCAUGUUUACCUUAAUGUAGUACAUAGUGAUAUGAUGUAUUAAAUGUUUUAUGCAGUAAUUCAAAGUGCUAGUAUGACGUGAUCCAUUGUACUUGUACAAUUGUACAGUGAUGCAGGAUACAUAUUCUAGUAUUUGAUGUGUUUAUAUACAAAUGUAUGUGAUAUAUUUUUGUAUUUACUCUCUUUGAUGAAUUGUAGUUUUAUAAAACUGAGGCUUCUAUUUGUUGCGUUGAAAUUUACCAAGUUUUCUAUUCAAAAGUAAAUGAAGUUGGAGUAUGAUUGAUUUACGCAAGAUCUGCUCCAUACAUGGUACUUGUCUCUAUUUAAAUUCAUAUUGACUAAGGUUUCGUAAGCCAUUCCUAACAAACAACAAAAGUAAGUAGAAUACUGCAUGAAGCGGCUAAUCUAAAUUUGCACUGUCUUGUUGUUAAGCAUACUGUCAUAUUACUGUAUUUAUCUUACAAUAAGCCUACAAGAUACCAAAUCUGACUCAAAUGUCAAAGGUUAAGUUUAUUGGAGAACAAUAACUAUUGUUAAUGAUAUUUACAGCAAUAGCAAGACCUAGGCUUAUUACCAGAUAAAUAUGGUUCAAUAUGAUGUCAAAGAUUACGCUGUUGAUUCCAGCAUUUUAGGCUAUGUUUCCCUUGUCCUUUUUUUAUGCUCCUUGAAGGGAGAGCACAUAGUUCACGCUUUGUCUGUCUGUCUGUCUGUUCAUCUGUCAUAAUUUUGUCUAGAGCAUAACACAAAAACUACAAAGGUUUCAACAUAAAACUUCAACAAGGAGAAGUGCAGUGCACAAGAACCAUCACAUAUUUGCAUAAUUUAAGAGUUAUUGCCCUUUGUUAUUUUUCAUCCUUAAAUCCACUAAAUGUAAGGGGUAUCAACAUGAAACAUCAUAGGUAGAUAGAUCUCAAUGAGAAGAAGGGCAUUGCACAAGAAUCAUAUAGCCCUUUGUUAUUUUUCAUACUUUAAUUUUGUCCAAUUCUUUGAGCAUUACCCAUCUCUGACAGCCCAUGUAUUUUAUUUAGAAAUAUUAAAAGAAAUUUUAAUGGGUUUCUUUUGCAUACCAUACAAUCAUAAUAAAGAAUAUCUUGGUAUA